This is a messenger RNA of Encephalitozoon intestinalis ATCC 50506, 831 nucleotides long. Its product is annotated as mevalonate kinase. The coding region runs from base 1 to 831 and encodes 276 amino acids. Lineage: Eukaryota; Fungi; Microsporidia; Unikaryonidae. The transcript has a single exon. Gene Ontology annotation, cellular component: cytoplasm. Gene Ontology annotation, biological process: isoprenoid biosynthetic process. Gene Ontology annotation, molecular function: ATP binding; mevalonate kinase activity. The record is from RefSeq and is a predicted model, not a curated record.
AUGGCUUACUUGGCUAGAUCUCCUUUGAAAGUAAUACUAUUUGGUGAGCAUGGUGUUUUGUCGGGAGCAAGAUGCCUGGCUAUUUCCAUAAAGAUAUAUGGAUAUCUGGCUAUGAAACCCUCUCCAAGGGAUAAGGCUGUUGUUAUUGAUGGCGAGGGAAAUUAUAUUGACCUAAUCGAAAAGUACAAAUGUAGCAUUCCUGGAUCAGAUGCAAUUCUCUUCUUGGAAGCUUCUCUGGGAUGUGGGCUAGGAACAAGUGCUGCAGUGUCUCUCCUACUGUCAUAUGGGAGAGUCCAAGAUUCGAAGAUGACAAGAGAGGCCCUUGCAAUAGAAAAUAUGUUUCAUGGAAAGGCGUCUGGCGUUGAUGUCUUGGCUUGUUAUACAGGAGGUUUGAUCUCUUUUAAACAGGGUAAUGUGCAGAAGCUCUCGACUCGCCAUCUUUCCCGAUUCAAGAUACUUAUCUUCAAUAGCAGAAUACCUAAGAAUACCCAGUCUGCCAUCCAGGUGGGGGAACUUAAGAAGGAAUUGUAUGAUGAAAUAGGGAAGAUUUCUGAAGAAGCAUAUUGGCUACUUCAAAGAGAAUUUACUUUGGAAGAAUUGUAUAAGCUCAUAAGGAAAAGCCAGGACCUCUUAGAUGAGCUGGGAGUUUGUCCUAGAGAGAUGAGGGAGGUGGUGAGAAGGAUGAGGGAUAUAGGAGUUGAAGUAAAGAUAACAGGAGCAGGAUGCGGAGGUCAUCUUGUAACAGUGGUGAACAAAGAUCUGGAGAUUCCCGGGUGGACACCGGUAUCGAUUGAUCUCCAAGGAUUUUAUAUUUUUGAUACAGAAUGCUGA